CAUAACGCGCGGUGCGUGACGUUGAGGGGCUCCUUUGCAAUGGCGCGCUAAGUCGGAGGAUGUGCAGCUGCAGUGGCAGCGCAGGGCACCGAGAGGGCAGGCGCAACGCGAGCCGAGCCGAGCCAGCCGGGGGACGCGAGCCGGAGGAGCCGCUGUCGCCUCGCGCCGGAGUCGCCGGCCGCGCGCGCGGGGCAUGGUCCCCUCUUAAAGGCGCAGGCCGCGGCGGUGCGGGCGGGCGCGCGGAACAAAGCGCCGGCGCGGGGCCUGCGGGCGGCUCGGGAGCCGCGAUGGGCGCGGCGGGCCCGCGGCGGCCUCGGUGCUGCCCGGGCCGGGCCUGGAGGCGCUAGGGCGGGCUGGCCUCCGCGGGCGGGGGCGGCGGACGGAGGACGCGUGGAGCCUGCGGCGGGGAUAGCGGCCCGGCGGGCGGAGGGACGCGGGUAUGGCCGCGCGCGGCCGGCGCGCCUGGCUCAGCAUGCUGCUCGGGCUCGUGCUGGGCUUCGUGCUGGCCUCGCGGCUCGUCCUGCCCCGCGCCUCGGAGCUGAAGCGUGUGGGCCCGCGGCGGCGUCCCAGUCCCGAGGGAUGCCGGCCAGGGCAGUCGGCGCCGCAGCCCGGCGGUGCGCGAGGCGAUGCGCGCGGGGCGCAGCUCUGGCCACAUAGCUCGGCCGCGGAGGGCGUCCCGCGUGACAGGAACUUUCUCUUCGUGGGAGUCAUGACCGCCCAGAAAUACCUGCAGACCCGCGCCGUGGCCGCCUACAGAACAUGGUCCAAGACAAUUCCUGGGAAAGUUGAGUUCUUCUCUAGCGAGGGCUCAGAUACAACUAUACCUAUUCCGAUAGUGCCCCUGCGGGGUGUGGAUGACUCCUAUCCGCCCCAGAAGAAGUCUUUCAUGAUGCUCAAGUACAUGCAUGACCACUACUUGGACAAAUACGAAUGGUUUAUGAGAGCAGAUGAUGACGUUUACAUCAAAGGAGAUCGUCUGGAGAGUUUCCUGAGGAGUCUGAAUAGCAGCGAGCCCCUCUUUCUCGGGCAGACGGGACUGGGCACCACAGAAGAGAUGGGGAAGCUGGCCCUUGAGCCCGGAGAGAACUUCUGCAUGGGAGGGCCUGGUGUGAUUCUGAGCCGGGAGGUGCUUCGGAGAAUGGCACCGCACAUUGGCAAGUGUCUCCGGGAAAUGUACACCACCCAUGAGGACGUAGAGGUGGGAAGAUGUGUUCGGAGGUUUGCAGGCGUGCAGUGUGUUUGGUCAUACGAGAUGCAGCAGCUGUUUUACGAGAAUUACGAACAGAACAAGAAAGGGUACAUUAGAGAUCUCCAUAGCAGUAAAAUCCACCGAGCAAUCACCUUACACCCCAACAAAAACCCACCCUACCAAUACAGGCUACACAGUUACAUGCUCAGCCGCAAGAUCGCCGAGCUGCGCCAUCGCACAAUCCAGCUGCACCGGGAAAUCGUCCUGAUGAGCAAGUACAGCAGCACAGAGGUCCACAAGGAAGACCUCCAGCUGGGCAUCCCUCCCUCCUUUAUGCGCUUUCAAGCCCGCCAGCGAGAGGAGAUCCUGGAGUGGGAGUUUCUGACUGGAAAAUACUUAUAUUCAGCCACUGACGGCCAGCCUCCCCGGAGAGGGAUGGACUCGGCACAGAAGGAGGCCUUGGACGACAUCGUCAUGCAGGUGAUGGAGAUGAUUAACGCCAACGCCAAGACCCGAGGGCGCAUCAUCGACUUCAAGGAGAUCCAGUAUGGCUACCGGCGCGUGAACCCCAUGUACGGGGCCGAGUACAUCCUGGACCUGCUGCUCCUGUAUAAGAAGCACAAAGGGAAGAAGAUGACAGUCCCUGUGAGGAGGCAUGCGUACCUGCAGCAGACCUUCAGUAAGAUCCAGUUUGUGGAGCAUGAGGAGCUGGAUGCGCAGGAUCUGGCCGACAGAAUCAACCAGGACUCCGGGUCCCUGUCCUUCCUGUCCAAUUCCCUGAAGAAGCUUGUUCCCUUCCAGCUACCUGGGUCCAAGAUUGAGCACAAAGAGCCCAAAGAAAAGAAGAUAAACAUUCUGAUCCCUUUGUCUGGACGCUUUGACAUGUUUGCAAGGUUCAUGGGAAACUUUGAGAAGACAUGUCUCAUUCCAAAUCAUAACGUCAAGCUCGUCGUUCUGCUCUUCAAUUCUGACUCCAACCCUGACAAGGCCAAACAGGUUGAACUGAUGAGAGAUUAUCGAGUCAAGUACCCUAAAGCUGACAUGCAGGUUUUACCUGUGUCUGGAGGGUUUUCAAGAGCGCUGGCCCUAGAAGUAGGAUCUUCCCAGUUUAAUAAUGACUCUUUGCUCUUCUUCUGUGAUGUUGACCUGGUAUUUACUGUGGAAUUCCUACAACGGUGUCGCGCAAACACAGUGCUGGGUCAGCAGAUCUAUUUCCCAAUCAUUUUUAGCCAGUACGAUCCAAAGAUUGUUUAUAGUGGGAAGGUUCCCAGUGACAACCAUUUUGCCUUUACUCAGAAAACUGGCUUCUGGAGAAACUAUGGGUUUGGCAUUACUUGUAUUUAUAAGGGAGAUCUUGUAAGAGUGGGAGGCUUUGACGUCUCCAUCCAAGGCUGGGGUCUGGAGGAUGUGGACCUUUUUAACAAGGUUGUCCAGGCCGGGUUGAGGAUAUUCCGGAGCCAGGAGGUUGGCGUCGUCCACAUCCACCACCCUGUCUUCUGUGACCCCAAUCUGGAUCCCAAACAGUAUAAAAUGUGCUUGGGGUCAAAAGCAUCGACGUAUGGGUCCACACAGCAGCUGGCUGAGAUGUGGCUGGAAAAGAAUGACCCCAGCUACAGCAAAAGCGGCAGUAACGGCUCUGCCAGGACAGCCUGAUUCCAGCCCCACUGGAAAGGACGUUUUUAAUUGCCUAAUUUAUUUUUCAAAAACUUUUUUGUAUGAUGAGUUUUUUGAAGUCUGUAUAAGGAUAUAUUUUCCAAUUGGUUUUCUUACACAGGACUCCUUUAAGAUUAAACUUUUUGAACAAAAAUGUGAUCAAUGUUUGCCUUUGAACACGUCUUGCUGAACAUGAUGUAGCACCUGCUUAAUCCUGACUUGAAACAUACCCGGUGAACAAAACUUUCAUAGUGAGUUUUUGGUUUUAUACAUUUCUUUUCCAGACAACCCCUCCCCUCUCUGUAGUCCUAUGGCAGAAACCGUGAACAUUCCUAAGAAGUAUUAUUGUGGCACACACACUGUAACUCUGGUAAAUGCUCUGUUGUGACUGUUAACUUUGCACAAAUUCUACCUUUUUACCUUUUUUUAAACAAUUUUUUAAGUCAUCUUUGAUUCCAGUCACAAAGUAAGCAGACAUGAUAAUAGUUGUAUUGUCGCUGUCUACAGGACAGCUUUCCAGAUUGGUCAUCUGCCCCAAGAUGGGCUCCACCCUCCGUGGCCACCUGGGCUUUACAAGCGGGGGACCGGGAAGAGCACAGCUACGGCUGACUCCACUGUAAUUUCUUGGCCAAAGCAAACCUGGCACUGAAGCCCAAGGCGAACUUGGCAUUUUCUCUGCCCUGCCCCUUCUCUUUAGGGUACAGUAUUAUUUAGGGUGACAAAGAAUGGCUCUUAGUAGUGUACUGGAUGCAAGCUACACAGCAAACCCCUAAUGAAAAUGUGAGGGGCAAAGUUGGGGUUCUGUUCUCUUGAUCCUGUGUUGUGGGGGGAGAUGGUCGCUUCAUUUUUUAAUUACUGUUUUGUUCUAUCUUGUUUAUCUGAAGUACCUUUAAUUUAUUUAAUACCCAUUGUUUAGCUCUCUUCCAUUUUGAGUACUUGUCAGUUACUAGUAUUUAUGUGUACUGUGGGCGUGAUUAGAAUGUUUUAUUUGCGGUAAACCGAUCUCCAAAGAUUUCCUUUUGAAAACACUUUUUCCUCAUCCUUAAUUUGUACAUUCCCAUCUUGCUAAAUAUUAAGUGUUCUUUGGUAAUUUUGGUGCUCAUGUGUUUUGGGGACAGAAGUGAAAUGACUUCUCCUGUUACACCAGAAUGUUUGUUUUCAACUCACAGAUCAAACGUGCCUUAAUAAUUUGUUUUCAUUUAGAUUUCAAACAGUUGAUAGAUUUGCCAUUUUUAAUAUCCAUCGUUGGAGAUCUGCUUAUUUGUAAAUAGCCUAUUGCACAUUUGAACAAAUAAACCAGUGGACAGUAUUUUUCUAUUGUACUUUGCAGACCCAUUUUGUCUCAUUAUUUUUGUGUUAGUUGAAUAAUUGAAUUACAUUUGGAAAG
Chionomys nivalis (European snow vole) is the source of this 4229-nucleotide messenger RNA. RefSeq names its product chondroitin sulfate synthase 1 (gene Chsy1). The record is from RefSeq and is a predicted model, not a curated record. Gene Ontology annotation, molecular function: glucuronosyl-N-acetylgalactosaminyl-proteoglycan 4-beta-N-acetylgalactosaminyltransferase activity. The coding region runs from base 440 to 2842 and encodes 800 amino acids. The transcript is spliced from 3 exons. Lineage: Eukaryota; Metazoa; Chordata; Mammalia; Rodentia; Cricetidae. Gene Ontology annotation, cellular component: Golgi cisterna membrane.